This is a messenger RNA of Lactuca virosa, 1262 nucleotides long. The record is from the annotation of a GenBank genome assembly. Lineage: Eukaryota; Viridiplantae; Streptophyta; Magnoliopsida; Asterales; Asteraceae.
CCGAACAGUCAGGUAACCUUCUUUUCAACGCCACGCUUCGAUCCCUAACACGCCAUCUUACUCUGCUUCUUUAGUGAUGCUAAUCCUUAAGCAUUCUUCUUCGAAUCAACAACUCCCACCUUUACAAAAUACUCUGUGUUCUUGGUGUUGUGUCUGUGAUCGAUUCACCCGAUACCGAUAGCCUUUUAAACUGAUCAAAAAAGGGGAUUCACGUUCCAGAUUCAGAAAGAAAUGGCUUCUCUGAUCCUUCCCACAAAGCAAAACCCUCCAUCGUCUUCGUUUCUACAACAAAAUCAUCAAAACAAUCCGUUUUUCACUAACAAAAGAAGAAAGCUCAAGAGGAAUCAAGCCCUAGUUCCCGUUGCAAGAUUAUUUGGGCCUUCGAUCUUUGAAGCUUCAAAGUUGAAGGUUUUGUUUCUAGGAGUUGACGAGAAGAAGCAUCCUGGAAAACUUCCAAGAACAUAUACACUUACACAUAGUGAUAUCACGUCUAAAUUGACUCUGGCAAUCUCUCAAACUAUCAAUAAUUCUCAGUUGCAGGGUUGGUAUAACCAGUUAUACAGAGAUGAAGUGGUAGCAGAGUGGAGAAAAGUGAAAGGGAAUAUGUCUCUUCAUGUUCAUUGUCACAUAAGUGGUGGCCAUUUUCUUCUUGAUUUGUGUGCUCGACUCAGGUUCUUCAUCUUCACCAAAGAACUCCCUCUGGUGUUGAAGGCAUUUGCUCAUGGAGAUGGGAAUUUGCUAAACAGCUACCCGGAGUUGCAGGAAGCUUCGGUUUGGGUUUACUUUCACUCAAACAUUCAAGAAUUCAAUAGGGUUGAAUGUUGGGGGCCACUCAGAGAAGCAGUGGGACCCUUAUCCACCACCACUUCAUCAUCAUCAUCAUCAUCAUCAUCAUCAUCAUCUGAAUCCACCAUUACUGAAGCUGGAGAAGGAUCAAGCACUUGGGAGAUCCCAAAGCCAUGUCUAGAAGCAUGUGCAUGUUGCUUUCCACCGAUGAGCUCAAUCCCAUGGUCACAUGAUCUUGUUAAGAAUCAAGAUGAUGAUGAUGGUGCCACCCACCAAGGGUUGCAACAAAAAGCUUGAUCAUCAAGCUUUUCUUUAUGGGCGUUUUCUUUGUUUAUGUAUGUAAUGAUGAUAAAACAUGUAUUGUUUUUUGUAUAUAGCAUUUUUAUUGAUACCAAGUCCAAAAAUAUAAUUACACCUUAAAACAUAACUAGGAUAUCCUACGUAAAUUGUUGGGAUCUGUUUAAAAAUAUUGGGUU